GGACACUCGUUGCAAGUUGUCAAAGUAAGUGCUUCAAAAUUUACUCGCCAACAACAUUCGACGCCUCAAGGGCGUUCAAGCUGGAGGAGGAUUUCGUCGGCGGCUGUAUGACAAUGUCGAUGUAUUCGACAACGGAUAAAAUGAAAAUGUCAGCGCCCAGUUGUUUUCCAGGACGCUACAGUCCAUCCUAUCGAAGUUCGGAGCAGAUGCGACGCUGUAUGCCAAAUCCAUCUAGUCGUUUAUUAGAAGAUGCUUCCCUAUUAUGCAAUUCGUGGUCAGCACGUCAGAAUGGUGAUAUUUUUGCGGGUAUCAACGAUGGCAUACUCAGCAGAGCGGAAGCUCUCGCCGCCGUCGACAUACAGAAGCACCAAGCCCAGCAUGUACAUAGCCAAAUGCCCUCCCAAAUCAAGCACGAUGUGAUGUACCAUCAUCAUUCAAUGAGUGGUCCCCCGCAACGUCCAUUACAGAUGCACCAUUCAAUGGAUCAACUGGAUAUGCUGGACCCGACGGGCUCGAUGACAACGUUAGCCCCCAUCUCGGAGUCGCCAUUAACGCCCACACACCAGCACCUGCACGGUUCCUAUCACAGUAUGAAUCACAUGAUGAGCCACCACCAUCCGGGCACGUUAAGUGGCCACACGGGGGGGCACCAUGGACACUCAGCGGUACAUCAUCCUGUCAUAACGGCGGCUGUGGCAGCCGCUGGCCUGCAUCCGGACACCGACACCGAUCCUCGGGAGCUGGAAGCUUUUGCGGAGCGUUUUAAGCAGCGUCGCAUUAAGCUGGGUGUCACACAAGCGGACGUGGGCAAGGCGUUGGCCAAUCUCAAGUUACCUGGCGUCGGGGCGCUGUCGCAGAGCACGAUCUGCAGAUUCGAGAGCCUGACGCUGUCCCACAACAACAUGAUCGCACUGAAGCCGAUCCUGCAGGCGUGGCUGGAGGAGGCCGAGGCGCAGGCGAAAAACAAGCGACGGGAUCCCGAUGCGCCCAGUGUUCUGCCGGCGGGCGAAAAGAAAAGAAAAAGGACUUCCAUUGCGGCACCUGAAAAGCGUUCCCUGGAAGCCUACUUCGCCGUCCAGCCGAGGCCGUCGGGUGAGAAAAUCGCUGCCAUUGCCGAAAAGCUGGAUUUGAAGAAAAACGUGGUGCGCGUCUGGUUCUGCAAUCAACGCCAAAAACAAAAACGUAUAGUUAGUAGUGUAACACCAUCAAUGACGGGACACGGCUCCGCCGGAUUCGGAUACUGAUAGUCGUUUAUGACGGCAGCAGCAGCAGCAGCAGCAACAGCAGCAGCAGCGACAGCAGCAGCAACAACAACAACAACAACUUCUUCUCUAAUGGGCGACUAUUAUCUGUAGUGUGAUUCGGAUAUGGAUACGGAUACCGUUAUGGAUUCGGAUACGGAUACGGAUACGGAUUCUGAUUGGGAUCUGGGAUCUUCGCAUACAAAUUGGAUGACGUUUUGGCCGGCAGCAGACAACAACAGUUAAUCAGCUACUACAACCAACAACCAACAAUC
This is a messenger RNA of Drosophila grimshawi, 1516 nucleotides long. RefSeq names its product inhibitory POU protein (gene acj6). Bases 108 to 1244 code for a protein of 378 amino acids. Lineage: Eukaryota; Metazoa; Arthropoda; Insecta; Diptera; Drosophilidae. The transcript is spliced from 8 exons. Gene Ontology annotation, molecular function: DNA-binding transcription factor activity, RNA polymerase II-specific; RNA polymerase II cis-regulatory region sequence-specific DNA binding. The record is from RefSeq and is a predicted model, not a curated record. Gene Ontology annotation, biological process: regulation of transcription by RNA polymerase II.